This is a messenger RNA of Linum trigynum, 1590 nucleotides long. NCBI's taxonomy places the organism in Eukaryota, Viridiplantae, Streptophyta, Magnoliopsida, Malpighiales, Linaceae. The record is from the annotation of a GenBank genome assembly.
CUUUACAAAAACCGUUUAUUUAUGGUCACUCUCCGUUAGCUGCCGUCCAACGCCGUUAACGACAUUCGUUAAGUGAUGACGUGGCUGACGGAUUUGCCUAAUCAUCACUUUUUAACCCCAAAAUUGACUGACCCGACCCGCCACGUCAUUUAAACCCGCCAUGUCAGCUAAACCUAACCAAACCUCUACCCAAACCCGACGAGACCUGCUAACUAAAACCAAACCAAACCAGACCCCCAAAAUUGUUUCACUAAAACCCUAAUCAAGAACAGAAAUGAACCUUACCGAAUUUAACUUUCAAUGCACAGAGCUACGAGGAUGAGCCAUUUCCAGGGAGUCAGUACUCGAUGUCGGCCAAAUCAAGAACAGCAUCAGAAAGCUGGGACGAAUGCGGCGUAGAAGGAGGUGGAGGGACAAUGAGCUACGAGGCCGUUUUGUCUGAUUUCAAGAAGGAGAAAGGGAUCCACUCCGCCGACGAUCAGAAAUCCGUCACCGGACCCUGCAUCAACAACAUCACAGUUCUCCAUAUCUCAGCCGAGGAGCAAAGGAAUGAUGUCGUGGCUGUUUCGAGGCUGAGGACGAAGCCCACGAAGAACGUAGCUACCACUUCGCCGGUGAGAACAGAGUCCGAGGAGGUCUCGCAGGCAUUCGGGGAACUGGGUUUGCUGUCGAUCGAGAAUCUGCGGAGGGAGUUGAGGGAAUCGAAUGAAACUAGGGACGCAACAUUGACAGAAGUCGCGGAGACGAGAGCUUCGUUAGGCCCACUGAGGCAAAAUAUCGAACACCUGGAGGGCUACUGCGAGGAGCUGAAGAAGGCUCUGAAAUCCGCCACGAGAUCCAAAGGGCGAGCCAAAUCAAUCGAUGGGUACUCACAAAAUAACAACUCGAAUCAUCAUCCAUCCAUUCUCCCAGUGACCGACGAAGCAAUGGUGGAAGGGUUCCUCCAAAUGGUGGCCGAAUCCAGACUCUCAGUCAAACAAUUCUGCAAAGCCCUAAUCUCCCAAAUCGAAGACGCGGUCGAUUCCCCACUCAUCGAAACCGUGCUCUCUGUGCAUUCCAACCACUCCAAAACCAUCCUCCACCACCUGGAAUCCAUAAUCAACGACACGAUGCACCAGGACUUCGAGAACUCGGCGUUCCACAACAACGGCGCGCCGAAGCACCUGGACCCGCAGCAGGAUCGGUUUGGUUUGGUUUUAGUUAGCGGGUCUGGUCGGGUUUGGGUAGAGGUUUGGUUAGGUUUAGCUGACAUGGCGGGUUUAAAUGAUGUGGCGGUCGAUCAAUUUUGGAGUUAAAAAGUGCUGAUUAGGCAAAUCCGUCAGCCACGUCAUCACUUAACGGACGUCGUUAACGGCGUUGGACGGCAGCUAACGGAGAGUGACCAUAAAUGAACGGUUUUUGUAAAGUUAGUGACCAAAAGUGGAUUUAAAUAUUUACAGUGACCAAACAUGAACGCUUUUUGUAAUUUCAGUGACCAGCCAUGCAAUUAACGCGAUUUAAUUAUAUCAUUUGGUAAAAUAAAAUAAUUUAUAAACUUGAGAGUUAUUUCGUUUGUUAUUAAAUCAUUUGAACUAAAGUAUUAAAGUGCUU